AAUGAGCAAACAAUGGCCAGUGACCUUUCUUGGUAAGCUGUAGAUGGCUGUGGCUACAUCCCAAGCUGGCAGGCAAGGGAAAAGUGGCGAGCCAGUAAGCGAGAAGAUGCGCGCGCAAGCCAGAAAAAGGCGAGAGCUGGAGCGAGAGGGCUGUGUGCCGUGCGUCACUUGUGUCGUUUUGAACACGCUGUUCAAAAAUGUCAGGCUUAGCUGCACCAUAGCUGAGCUGUAGCGUACGUGAUAUACGAAGGAGACUCCAAAGAACGUCAUUCCAGGUCUGCGCGGCGUCUUGUCUUCUCUGCUUGGUCCCGCGCUACAGCAGCCCGCUACAAUUGCACGCUACACUACGCUCCACCGCUAGCUAAAGUAGUACUCGCUCGAACAAACGGUCAACAGGCAGCAUGGGCUCACGCAAGCAUGCUCUCGGCCUCCUUUCCCUCGUCUCGCCCACCGAUUUCUCUCACAACCCAGGCAAAAUUUUGAUGACGUAAUUUGGUUGCUAGGCAAUUAGUACGGUUGCUAGGCUACAAAUUGGUUAACGCCUUGGUUACCUUCAGGGGUACCGGAUAUCCCCUCAGCUGUUUACUCUAACCCCCUCGGGCUCCGCCCUCGGGUGUUAGAGUAAACAGCUUUGGCCGGUACCGCUUCAGAACCAGGCGUUAACCUAUACUCAGCCAAUGGCUACUACGUCAGUUUUUGCACAUGCGAGUUCAAUACUAGUUACUACUACAGCAAAGUGAAAAGCACUUGUCUUGACAACCCUCACCACUAUUCAGCUACAUAGCUACUAUAGCUACGCCACCUCUUGACUCCUUCACUGAACGGAUUCACUGGGGGCGUGUGCUGCUCUCACUUCACCGGCAAUCUCGAUCCUACUCAACUGUACCAUCAAUACAGCCAGACCAGUAAAUCUUCUCCACACACGCAAAGCACCUAGCAUCUCUAUCGCAUGGACCGAUACACUGAACCCAUUUUACUUACUCUCAGUAACUGUGUCAAAUUCUUCCAUUCCUCCCUUACUUACAGAGGUUUUGGGAGCGGUAGUGUCUGUCCUCAUCAUCUGGGUGGUGACGGGAGUCCUGGUGUACGAGGCCAUAAAGAGAUGCAUCUACAGAAACUUUGAAAUUGAAGCCAAUGUGAUGCUCAUUACCGCUGGAGCUGGAGUCUUUGUCAACAUCUUUAUGAUGGCUGUACUGCACCAGCACGGUCAUGGACACAGUCAUGGUGGGGGAGGACAUGGGCAUGGUGGAGGAGGACAUGGGCAUGAGAGGGGAAGAAGAGAAGUAGAGGAAGGAGAGGAGAGAGGGAGAGGGAGAGAGGGAGGGAGUGGAAGGACUGCCAAGAAGAAGGGUCUCCACAACAAGAACAUCAACGUACACGCAGCCUUUAUUCACGUCGUGGGAGAUCUCAUACAGAGCAUCGGCAUUGUUAUUGCUGGUUACAUCAUCUGGUUCAAGCCGAGAAUGGAAGCUGGCGGAGUCCAAUUUGCACCAUUCCAUGUUCUCCAUUCUGGUAUCUGUUUUCCACCAUCAACAUUCUGAGGACACGCUGCGAGUCCUCAUGGAGGUCUAUGCAUCGCCAAUAGCUAUAGUUGUGUGUGAGCCAGUGCUUGAGCAAAU
Molecule: messenger RNA, 1619 nt
Organism: Geodia barretti
Lineage: Eukaryota; Metazoa; Porifera; Demospongiae; Tetractinellida; Geodiidae
Source: the annotation of a GenBank genome assembly